AUGGCAAACACACCAAGGGAAUGGCACAUUGCAAUUUGGCGUGCAAAGGAGUUCUUGUACAUCGGGGCUGGGUGGGAACAUUUCGUUGAUGAUUUACAUCUUCGAGAAGGAGAUGUAUUGUAUUUCUAUUAUGCUGGGCUCGGUGUCUUUCAUGUCAGGGUUUACAAUACCGACAUGGUGGAGAGGUUCUUUGAAGAGCCCGCCGAACCUGUUGACGUGGAGGAGGCUGCUAUAGGGGAGGAGGUUGUUAACGUGGAGGAGGAUGCUAUAGGGGUGGAGGUUGUUGAUGUGGAGGUGGCUCCAAUAGAGGUGGUUGUUGACGUGGAGAAUGUUACGGAAGAGGCUGCUAUAGGGGAGGCUUCUGUAGAAGAGGUUGUUCACGUGGAGGACCGGGAGGAGGCUGUCGUAAAAUAUGCUACACGGGGCUGA
Molecule: messenger RNA, 429 nt
Organism: Spinacia oleracea (spinach)
Lineage: Eukaryota; Viridiplantae; Streptophyta; Magnoliopsida; Caryophyllales; Amaranthaceae
Product: B3 domain-containing protein REM1-like
Exons: 1
Coding region: 1-429 (142 amino acids)
Molecular function (GO): DNA binding
Source: RefSeq, a predicted model, not a curated record